Messenger RNA from Symbiodinium necroappetens, 4935 nucleotides. The record is from the annotation of a GenBank genome assembly. Lineage: Eukaryota; Dinophyceae; Suessiales; Symbiodiniaceae.
AUGCAGGUGAUCCCUGGCCAGCAGCCGCCAUCUUGCAGGGUCUGUGCCACCAUCGCUUCGCAGGAUUGGGGAAGCAUCGGCUAUCAGAUGGAUCAAGGCGAAAUUCGCUGGGCCCCAAACUCCUCGUGCUCGCUGGACGAUUCCGUCAUCGACAGCUACGAGGUUUGGAUCGUCGACUCCUGCGGGCAGAAGCUCGAGCUGGUGGGUUCCCUCAGCCCUCGGAUCCAGGUUUGGACAGCCGAGAUGCUCGAAUGUUGCCAUCCUUCGUGGUAUGCCCUCCCGCUGGGUGGCCUUGUGCUGCCACCGGUUUCUGUAGGUUUCCUCAUUGUGCCCUUCCAGGGCAACAGGUCGUUUCCGGGAGCGAUGCUUCCCGUCUACCACCGUGUGCAGACCAGCACUACAUCCUCGUCUAGUUCAACAUCCACUACCUCAACCUCCAGUACUUCCAGCUCGAGUUCUUCAACUUUAAGUACUACAACUUCCGGCACUUCCACUUCUUCCAUUUCCAGCAGCACGACGAAGAGCACCACAACUUCCGUAUCCGUUACAUCCACGACCUCGGCUACGACGACCACGUCGCUGACUUCGACCUCCAUAACAUCGGUGACCACGACCUUCACGACGAGGACCUUCACCUACACGAUUAUUCCUGGAGACUGCCCUUUGCCACUGACGGAUGGUUCGCAAGAUGCGCUGGACUGCCUCUCCAGAACACCCGGUGAGACGUGUGAAGUCGUUUGUGCCGAAGGCUUCGACGCAAAUGCCACGACCCUGACGUGCGGCGAGACGGAAAUCUUCGAAGGUCCACUUCCCACGUGCACGAGACGCUGUAUCGCAGGCUUGCCUGGCGGCCUAGGCAUUGUCACCAGUGACUGCGACGGCAAAGUGAACGGCCAGAGAUGCGAGGUCUCCUGCGACGUUGGCUUCACUGGUGGGCCCGUGGAGUACUUGUGCAAUUCGGCCGGCUUCUUUGAGGGGCCCGGACUGGAAUGCGCGGUGCCGACCUGCGCAGAGGAGGAUCUGCCCAGUGGCUUCGACACGACCGACUGCGCGAACACAGAGCUCUUCGGGUUUUGUUUCGUCCGCUGCCCCCCUGGUUACGCGUUUAACGAAGCAGUCUUCCUCUGUCAAUCUUCGGGCAUUUUCUUGGGCACAGCUCCCGAAUGUCAACGGCUGAGCUGCGGUUCCAACCUGCUGCCGCAGCAGGUGGGCCUGAAUCUCUCUGAUUGCCUUGGAACCUUCGCCGGAAGCUCCUGCCUGGUCUCCUGCGAACUUGGCUAUGAAGGCGAGGCUUCGGUCUUUUCCUGCUCCCUUGACGGGACCUUCGACGGGCUGGCACCGUCCUGCGCGCGGAAGGUGUGUCCCAUCCCUUCCCGGCUGGUCGCCCCCGAACUCUCCACUGACUGUGCGGGCGUACAACAUCUCGACCGCUGCAUUGGCCGAUGCAUGCCGGGCUUCACCGGUUCGCCCACUGAGCUGCGCUGCUUUGACGGCUUGCUGACGGGGCCAACCCCGCUCUGCCUCCCGAACACCUGCUCCCUCUUCGGCUUCAGCCUGGGCAGCGGCGUGAACGUGACGGACUGCGUCGGUGCGAGGACGUCGCAGAACUGCAGCCUGGACUGCGAGCGGGGCUACUUCCCCGUCGGUGUCCCGGAGAUGAGCUGUCAGAGUGACGGAAGCUUCCUGAGAGGCGGCAACUUCUCCUGCCUUCCGACACCCUGUGGCGGCAUCUCCAAGGUCUCCCCCUUCGACGAAGCCCGGUUCGGGGACUCCUGCGUCAGCCAGAGCUUCGGGGACUUCUGCAGCGUCUUUUGCGAGACCGGCUGGACCAUCUUGGGCAAUGCCACGUUGAUGCUUUGCGACGCUGGACCCAACAGCAGCGCGGGGUACACGGAGUCUUUGAGUCAGAUGCCCGCCGAGACCUCCCAGGGGCCAACGUGUGUCAGCAACCCCUGCAGGAUUGGCCUGCCUAACAUCUUGGGCGUCCAACACGAUUGCCUGGGCAAGACAACCUUGCAGACCUGCACAGUGAACGCCUCAUUUGGAUUCACCAUGGUGGGGCAAAGCUCUGCAGUGCUGCAGUGUCACAUCGACGGCCAGUUUCUCGGGACGGUGCCCGAGGUGAGGACGGCCCAGUGCCCUUCGCCGAACUUCGACGCUCUCAGCGUUGGAAGCACCUGCGAGAACAAGUCGAUCGGAGCCGAGUGCUGGGCUUUCUGCAAGUCGGGAUUUACUGGGGAUCCGCAGCCCUACGAAUGCGUCGCGGACGAGGCUGCCAACGUCAUCGAGGUGCGGCCGGUAGCGGCGAACAUCUCCUGCCAGAGCUCGAGUUCGAGGCGUCUGGGCCUGGGCCAUCUGGACCUCGCUGCACCCGGUGGAGUCGAACCGCGGCGAAUGACAGCUGCAUGCAACCAGCCUGCCGUGGAUGGCUUUGGACUGGCCUUGCCACAGUACGAGCACAGCUGCUCGUCUCUGCUUCACGACGAGGUCUGCAUCGCGCACUGCAGUUUGGGUUGGGACAUGACCGGAUCGGCGACGGUUCUUCUUUGCGACAAUGGAGCCCUGAGCGGCGGCGUCCUGCCGGCUUGCGCGGCACAGCCUUGCUCCUACAACGUCCCAAGUGCGGUCGGACUGCAGCACAACUGCAGCAAUGUCACGACGGGCGGAAUUUGCUUUGCAAGCUGCACGGAGGAGGGCUUCGAGUACUCCUCCGGCGGACCAGAGCUCUUCGAGUGUCUGCCGAGCGGCACAUUCAGUGGAACCCUUCCAGCCUGCCAGCGGCGCAGCUGUUUGGAUUUGGCUCUCGAUGACAGCAAGUUCGCGCACAACUGCCGUGACAUGGUCUUCCUGGACACCUGCGGCGUGACCUGUGCCAAGGGCUGGAACCUGGUGGGCUGGGCUUCGCAGUUCGAGUGUGGCAGUGAGGGAGACAUCACUGGUGUGCCUCCUACCUGCGUUGGCAAUCCCUGCGUGAACAACCUCCCCGUGGACCAGGCUUUCUCUGGCGAGGAUUGCUCUGGAUUGACGACGGGGAUGACCUGCACCGUUACCUGCAAGCCCGGAAGCGUGUUGAACUCGGCAGUCCUCACCUGUGGCAUCGGUGGCUCCUUGGUGGGAGAAUUGCCGGUCUGCCUGCCUGCAACGUGCGCCACCAGCCCGACACUACAGGACCCCUCCGUGGCGCACGACUGUGAGGACGUGGCAUUCGGACAAGGUUGCAGCGUGUACUGUGCAGAUGGGUAUCAGCUGGCCUCUGGGCAGACAGGCGAGAUGUGGCAGUGCCUGCUCGACGGCAGCAGCAUCAGCCUUUCCGGAGUAUUACCCAUUUGUGAGCCUGUGACAUGCCCUGGCUUGACCCAGACCACCAAUGCCUUUGCGGACAACUGCAGCAAUGUUCUAGCCGGCGAGUCCUGUGAGCGACGCUGUGCGAGAGGCUUCCGCACAGUAAGCGGAAGCGGCGGAAGCGUGGAGCGGUACAACUGCAGUGUGAACGGCGGCUUCAACAGCGAUGGAGUGGAAAUACGCUGCCAGCCUGUUUCCUGCAGCACGGACUUCGAGAUCCCACACGUCGUCCACACCUGCGCCGGCGUCGUGGCCGGGCAGAGCUGCUUCGCCUACUGCGCUCCGGGCUACGGCGUACCCCUCCCGGAGGUGGCCUUGCCUUGGCAAGGCUUUGCACGGCUCUGGCAGGUGCUACCGUGGAACUGCUCGGCAGACGACUCGCCAGCGGUGAGCGAUGCGCCGCUGAUUGACGGCUAUGGCUUGCGUGGCAGGGUGCCGGAAUGCGUUCCUCAGAUAUGUGCCUACAACAUCCCCUUCGGACCUCAAUUCUCGCACGACUGCCAAGGCAUUGUGACGGAUCAGAGCUGCAAUGUGAGCUGCGCAGUUGGUUAUGCUGGGCCCAGUGUGACCUGGAGCUGCGGCACGGACGGAGUGUUGAAUGGCACAUACCCGACGUGCUCGCAGCUCCCGGCGACCCGGACCUCCACAAGCACGAGCACAGCGAGCACAGCCACAGGCACCAGCAGCUCCACAACUUCCACCUUCUAUGAGCUGGUGCAGAUUCUUGGGGACCUCGACUUGCUCGCGUCGGCGGGUUUCCUCGAGGACGCGAAGGUGCCCGAAGGGCUGGCCAGGGGCCUCGCCGAGCUUCUGGGCGAAGAGGGCUUGCAGGACGAGGUGCAGGUGACACUGGAGCAGAAUGCCACCCAGGACAGCGUGGUGCAUGUGGCCUUCGUGGUGGACGCGAUGUUCUACAGCUCACAGGAAGUGGAGAGCUUCUUCUUGAGGGCGAGGAACCUUUCGGAGAUGACAGAACCGCAGGUGAGGGCUCUGCUCAACCGCAAUCUCCAAGCGGCGGGCGCCGGACGAGAGGUGAGCAUCCUGAGCCUCCAAGGGAUGCGGCUGCGAGCUUCCACGGAGGCGGCUGUGACCGGGACCGGCAAUCGGGACAUCGAUGUCGUCGUGGUGGAGGGCCCGGAGGCAGAAGCACCGCCGGACAGCUCCAUCGGGGUGGCAUGGUUGCUGGUUGCUGCAAUUCCCGCCAUCGCGCUGCUUUCCGGCGUUCUGGCAUGGUUCUACUGCAAGACAGCAGGGCGCAGUCAGGAGCCAACAACAGCGUCAACAGCGUCGGGAGAGGUGGACUUUGAACAGCCGGAGAGGCUGAUUAUGCCGGCAGCCGGCAAAGCUACGAAGGGCAAAGGCGCCGAGGAGACUUUAGCGGUGGUCGUGGAUUCCUGCGAGGACACGGAGCUGGAGCUCAAGGAGGCCCUCGAUGCUCUCGAUGAGCUCGGCAUUGAUUUCGUGGAGGAGGAUGAGCAGGAGCAGUCUGAGAGACUUCGUGAAGCGCUUGCCGCCGCUGGCAUCGAAGUCCUGGAGGACGACGACCAGUCAGCCAGCAUUGACUUCAAGGACUCGCAGUUGGCUAUCGAAGAU